AGAAUCUUCGUUAGAAGAAAAUAAAGAGAAGAAAGUUAAAAAAAAAAUAAGAUAGGAAGAAAUCAGGUAAAGAUAGAUCAGCAUAAGCAAUAUAAGAAAUACUUACUGAAACAGAAAACAAAUGAGUUUGAAAUAUUUGUACAAUCAGAAUCUGAUUAUUUUCUAAAGUCUAAUUAUGAAAAAUGAAAUUAUAGAAAACAGAGUAAAAACUUCAUUAAUAUACAGGAGUUCCACUUUGUAGGUGCGAAGGCUAGCAAAAUAUAAAAACUGAAUACUGGAUUCUAAUUUAAAACAACCUGUACUUUAUUUUCCCACACCAUUAUUAAAGAUUCAGAUUUUACAUCUCUUACUUAAAAGACACCAGGACUCGUUUCAAUAAAUUAGGUGACGGUGAAAAUAAAGCAAAAGUUCAGGCUUUAAAGUUUAUAGCCUUAUUCAUAUGUCAACGCUCUUGCUUGUUUCCAUAUCAAAUAGAAGUAAAACUGAAGGGCAGCCCUUUAGUACCCAUGUGCUCCAGGUUCUUUGUACAAAGCAGUGAUUUGUAUGCUGUUACUACUGCUGUACUGUCCAUCUAGAACUUCUGUAAACCAACAUUAAAAAUGUGUAAAAAGGCUGUAUCACUCACUCCAAGUAGGCUGAGCUCUAGGAUGGCAAAAGAGAUUCCCCUGGAAAAGGAGGGGUCUAGUAAAAGACUGGAGAAAAGAUUUCCCUCCACUCUAAAACCAGGAGCGCAAAUUAUUUUCAUCAUUUUGAAAAUUAAGCUGAUCACCGGAAGACGUUUCAGUAAAUAAAACAUCAGUGCCUCAGAACAGCAAACCCAUUAUCCUAGUAAUAAUGACAAGUUACUUAUUAAUCUGUGGCAUACCCAGCCCCUCUAUUAUUUUCUUAUGGUGCCAUUGGCCAUUUAAGGUUUUUUAAACUUCAUAAUGUUGGGGUGUCAGCAACUGAGCUCUUCUUACUACAACUCUCAGAAACUACAGCCAAGAACCAGAAAAAGACUAAGAGAAAUUUUACUGCAGCUGUUGGGAGAAGUAGCUAGGACGGAGCUUUACCCGAGAGUGAUUUUAUUGCUUUCUCCUAAGAGUAUAUGUCAAAUCUGGGUGUUUUUUUUUUUAAUACUAAAAAAUAACUUGUAAGAUUUAUCAAGGUAUUAAAAUUCUAUUCAAGAUGUUAGCCAUCACUUGCAUUUCACUAUCAUUUACAGAUUUAAUAAUUACGCUUCCAAGAUUAGAAUCCAAAUGAAAACACUGGGCCCAAGACCGGCCUGUGAAUUUUAGCUCUUACAUUUUAUAUCUUGACACUAUGUCAUUAUGAACGUCUGGGUAUGACCUUUCCACAAAGCAACUGCCCUUUAAGCAGUUCUACAGUCAAUCCUAUGUUUUCCCCCACCUUUUUUUUUUUUUAAAGGUUUGAGACUUACCUCAGCCUUUUGGGAAAUAUCAUUCAUGUUUGCUCUAUGUGGUCUCAGGGUGAUUAUGGAGCUUUGUAUAUUUUUGCACCCGCCCGGAGCCGACGAGCAGCGAGUGUCCUCCUCGCGCGCGGAGAGGCUGUGCGCGUCCUGCGCCUGGGUGCGGGCAGGGGUCUGGGCGCUCCGGCCGCUGCCGCCGCCGCUCCGGCCGCUGGGAGCCCUCUGGCCGCCGCCGCCGCCUCCAGCAGCAAGUUUCCAUAAAAGUCCUGGUGCGCAGCCUGUUCCCGCAUUCCAGGCGGGCCCAGCGCCGGCUGCAGCUGUUCCAGAACACCAGGCCAGUUCCCCCAACCCCCACCUCCGCCGUAGCGCCCGGAGGGGGGUGGAGUGUCGAGGAGGGAGACUGGAGAGGGGCGGCGGCUGCCAACUUUCCGCCAGAACCUGCCGGUCGCCCGAGUCUGGGUCGCCGAGCCUCUCACCGGAGUUCUGGCCUCCACCUCCCGGCAGGGACCGGACACGGGAGGCGGCCUCCCCGGUGGGUAAGGAGUGA
Acinonyx jubatus (cheetah) is the source of this 1955-nucleotide messenger RNA. RefSeq lists its product as uncharacterized. The coding region runs from base 1446 to 1955 and encodes 169 amino acids. NCBI's taxonomy places the organism in Eukaryota, Metazoa, Chordata, Mammalia, Carnivora, Felidae. The transcript has 2 exons. The record is from RefSeq and is a predicted model, not a curated record.